Messenger RNA from Parasteatoda tepidariorum (common house spider), 2151 nucleotides. RefSeq lists its product as uncharacterized. The record is from RefSeq and is a predicted model, not a curated record. Lineage: Eukaryota; Metazoa; Arthropoda; Arachnida; Araneae; Theridiidae.
CAGAUUCACCACUUGCUUUGAAAAUAUUUCUCCUAAUGAGCCGAGCCGAGUAACAGAAUCUGUGAAUAAUUUACGUUUUCCUAAAAAACAAUUCAUCAUUUCAGAAGAUAAAUUUAUGAAAAUGAAAAACCCAUCUGGAAAUAAAAACGACGCGAAGUAGUUAUGAAACUAAUUCAUAUGCUGAAUACUUUGAGAGUUUAUUGAUGCUGAACUAAUUUUUAUCAACAUGUGCUAAAUGUUUGAACUUCACGAGAAUGGUGCUGCUAUAGAAUUAAAAUUAUGUUUUUUUUUCAAAUAAUACAUUUCAAGUAAUUUAUUUCGAUAUACCAUGUUCAUAUACAUCGUUAUACAUUUAAAGCCACCUUUAUCCCAGAAAAUGUACAUUUAUUAAUGACUCAUGAUUAUUCUUGAAAGAUUACGAACAUCACCUCAAUUCAAAUAAUUGCAUUUUACACAAUUUAAUCGAUGGUUCUUAAAAGUGCUAGUGACUUGAGCUCCAAUUCUAUAUAAACUGAACUAAUGUGUACAAAGAUGGCCUGUACUCGAUUUUUAAAGACGAAAGCGUUCGUAAAGUGAGUCUCAAAGAAAUCCGCCUCUUCCAGAAUGUGGUACGAGAAGCUCAAAAAGUGCUGUUAGAAAGAGAUGAGCACUCUGUUAAACGAUCUUGAUCGUAUCAACAGCAUUAACGGAUCUCAUUCGCAACCGGACUUUACAACCAUGCCUUCAUAUGUUCAUGUUCGAAAUCCCAUGGGACGUAUGAGAUUACCUCAUCCAAGACCUACAGUGUCUUUGGACCCCCGUCCAGUGGUCAUACCGAUUUUAUCAUCAGUGAUUGGAUUUCCAAUCGUUGUUUUUGCCCUCAUUUGUGCCCUUCGACACAGAGCUAUCAAACUCAGAAGAAGAGAUCAAUUGAAAAAACUACAAUCAGGGGUUCGAUCUGUAACACUGGAUAUUCCAGCCAGGGAGAAAAUCUCCUUUUUUUCCGGUGGCUCUUCUCCAGAAAUCUCCAUACGAGAAAUGGGAGACAAACUAGAAUCCACGCAAAUCACAUUUGCUGGCACAAACACAACAUCAUCAGCUGCAUUGGCACCAAAGUCUUCGAUUCUUCACACCAGCAAACGGCCAAACUCCACGCCAAAAAACAACAAUCACGUGAAGUUCAUUACUCCUGCCACUACACUGGACGCUUCUCAUACCAUGAAAGUGGACGUUGUCCUCCAUACGAUAGCCGCUGCUGCAGCUGAGUCUGUUGGUGCUGAUAUUAGAGAUGCCCUAUGGCGUAAUGGCGAUGAAUCACCGAGUCACAUGGACGAUGGAAUUGACACUGAUUCGCCAAGUCGAUCAAGAUAGCAUUUGGAAUUUUGUGAUUGCGAAUUUACAAAUGAAACUGAAGAAAGAUGCAAAUUACGUAUGAAUACCAUACUUUAUGUAAUUGUAACAUGGAUAAUUUUAUGAUAGCAAGAAUAUUAUCACUUCCCAGCCCAUACAGAGACCUUUAAUUCGUUAUGUAUACGACAGUUACUUAGGUAGCUGAAGGUUUUGGCAUCGGUGCCUGAAUAUUGGCGCUAAACCAUUAAAUUCGGAGGACGGAAUUUAUAGUGAUGCGCCAAAUAAGCUGAAACGUAUCUGGAAAAAUCAGGAAUUUAACCAUUUUUUAUUAAAGGAGAAUAUCCGCUUCAAAAUACGUAAAUUUAAAGAAACAUUAAUAUUUUGAAAGGAAAGAGGACAUUUUUACCUUAUUGAUUUAUUGAAACUUGUGAAAGAAGUGUCAAUUAAAUGUUCUUUUCAAUUAAUUCUCUUCUUUAAUUCAAUUCGCUCCUUAAUUGUGAAAAUUUUGAAAUACGGCAGUCUAUUUCAAUUUUUUCUUCUUUUUAGCUCACAAUUGGUGCUUAAAAAUUUCAAAGAAGUAUGAAAACAAAGUAACUCUUUGUGUUCUAAAAACACACUCGAACAACACUUCCUGAAAAACACACUCGAAACAUAUGUUUCGAGAGUUCUAAGUAAAACUUAAAGAUUGAAUUAAUUGAUAGAACAGGUAAUUUGGAGACCAGAAAUAUAUCAUUGUUUUCAAAUUGUAGAUUCGAAAUUUAAAUUUUCAAUUACAAUUAUUAAUAUAUUUUUAUAAAGCACAAAAAUAGAAAAAUUCCUUUA